Messenger RNA from Penaeus vannamei (Pacific white shrimp), 473 nucleotides. NCBI's taxonomy places the organism in Eukaryota, Metazoa, Arthropoda, Malacostraca, Decapoda, Penaeidae. The record is from RefSeq and is a predicted model, not a curated record.
AUGAUGAAGUUUGUGGUGGCGCUCGCAGUCCUGGCCGUGGCAGUCCUGGCGUCGGCUCGGCCAGACGUCCUGGACUUCGAGGGUGAGGAUCACCAGCACCAGCAGGAGGGAGACGCCGGAGAGCACGUGGAAGGGUCUUACAGCUGGACGUCCCCCGAAGGCGAGGAGUUCCACGUCCAGUACGUGGCCGACGAGGACGGCUACCGGGUGCUGGAGUCGAACGCCGUGCCCGUGAACCACGACGGGAUGGCGGCGGACGGCAACCAGGGAGCCUUUGGCGAGGAAGAAGGAGAAGGAGGAGAACGAUAAACACCGAAAAGGGAGAAGGGCGAAAAAAAAUGCAGAGAAAGGGGGAAAACGGAGAGAGAAAAAGGAAAAAUAUAUGGAAUUCUUUUCGUGAUACUUGUGUAUUUAAAUGCAUCAUAAUUCGCCAGUGAAGAGAUACGUUACUGCUAUGUAAACCACUGUGUCAA